AAAGCGGCAAAGGCACAAAAAGUUAACUACUUGUACACAAAACACAUACCAGUUCUCCCUCUCUCACUACUACAACUCUACAAGGCUCACUCUUUCUCUCUCUAGAUUUCAGCUGAAACGACAAGGAAGAGAUCUCUGCAACUUGACCAGAAAGUAAGGAAUUCAUGGAAAAACUCAACUCUAGGGUUUCUGAAAAUUCUUGACCAGCUCGUUUAAGGUCAUUCGAAGUUGAUUUCUGAGUUCUUUUGAUUUUUAUAGCUUAGUUACAAAGCCGUAAAGGUUUCUUGAAUCUUGAUUCUAUUCUUGGUUUGGCUGCGAAUGAUAAUAGAUAUUAGUUCAGACACAGAAGCAAAGCAUUUUGGAGCAUGUGUGACUGCCAAGUUAUGUUGCUUCUUCAGCUCACCUAAUGGUUUUGGAUUUAUGUGAAAAAUAUAUAUCAGUUUUCUUGUUAGAUAAAUGGAAGGGUUGGGACUUUUCUUUUGUUUGAGUACGAUGUCUAGUGAUUCUUGAUUUUCUUGGUAUUUGGAUCAAUUCGGAAGGUUGGAAAAUUCGUUGGUUUGAGGGGAAAUAAAUAGUUGUGAUUGUGACUUGUUUGUUCGUUUGUUGAUUUUCCUGGAAAGUGGGAAAGAAAAUGUGGGUGAGAAUUUGAGGGGGUUUAGCCUUGAAUUUGGGGAAAAGAAGCAACCUUUUGUAUAAUUUUUUAAUUCCCUUUUCUUUUGGGGUGAAAAAAUGGUGGAAGGAAGGAGGCGGAGGAGGAUACAUUUUAGCAAGCUUUACUCGUUUUCGUGUAUUCGAUCGCAGUCGGGAGAUAGUCAUGAGCAAAUUGGGCAAAGAGGGUUCUCAAGGGUUGUGCAUUGUAAUGAUCCUGACAAUCCAGAGGCCAUUCAGAAUCAGAUGAGAUAUAGAGGAAACUAUGUGUCAACAACCAAAUACACGGCGAUCAAUUUUCUUCCCAAGUCUUUAUUUGAGCAGUUUAGGAGAGUAGCCAAUAUAUACUUUCUUAUCGUAGCUUGUGUUUCAUUUAGUCCGCUAGCACCUUAUUCAGCAAUCAGUGUUCUUGCUCCAUUGAUGGCAGUGAUUGGAGCUACCGUGGUCAAGGAAGCCGUGGAAGAUUGGAGGCGAAGAAAACAAGAUAUAGAGGCAAAUAACCGAAAGGUAAAAGUGUAUAAGAAUAAUGCAAUCCACGAGACCAGAUGGAAGAAACUCCGAGUUGGUGACAUUGUGAAGGUGCAUAAAGAUCAGUACUUUCCCGCUGAUCUGCUUUUGCUUUCAUCAAGCUAUGAAGAUGGCAUUUGUUAUGUUGAAACUAUGAACCUUGAUGGAGAAACUAACUUGAAGUUAAAGCAUUCGUUGGAGGUGACAUCCAAUCUUCACGAGGAAAAAUCCUUAAAGGACUUUACAGCAGUAAUCAAGUGUGAAGAUCCCAAUGAGAACCUAUAUUCAUUUGUCGGAACUCUGUACUAUGAUGAUAAACAAUAUCCACUAUCCUUGGAACAGAUUCUCUUAAGAGAUUCAAAGCUUAAAAACACUGAUUACGUUUAUGGUGCUGUCAUUUUUACUGGGCAUGAUACAAAAGUGAUGCAGAAUGCAACAGACCCUCCUUCCAAGAGAAGUAAAAUUGAGAGGAGAAUGGAUAAGAUAAUCUAUAUUCUCUUCAGUUCUCUUAUUUUUAUCUCUUUUAUUGGAUCUGUGUUUUUCGGGGUUGAAACUAAAAGAGAUCUUGACGAUGGAAAAUAUAGAAGGUGGUAUCUUCAUCCAGAUGACACUCUUGUGUUCUACGACCCCAGAAGACCAUUGCUUGCCUCUUUUCUUCAUUUCUUGACGGCCCUUAUGUUGUAUGGAUAUUUGAUACCAAUAUCACUGUAUGUUUCCAUUGAGAUUGUGAAAGUAUUGCAAAGUAUUUUCAUUAAUCAUGAUCAAGAUAUGUAUGAUGAUGAAACAGAUAGGCCAGCUCAUGCUCGCACAUCUAAUUUAAAUGAGGAACUUGGUCAGGUUGACACAAUACUUUCUGAUAAAACUGGUACAUUGACAUGUAAUUCAAUGGAGUUUGUGAAAUGUUCAAUAGCCGGCAAUACAUAUGGUCGUGGUAUGACAGAAGUGGAGAUAGCACUGGCAUCCAGGAGAAGGGGUGGACUGCCUGAAGCUAAUGAUACGCUAUCUGAUAAUCUAGGGCAUAAUGAUGUUGCAGGCACUGGAAAAUCAAUCAAGGGUUUCAAUUUUAGAGAUGAACGGAUAAUGAAUGGGCUGUGGGUUAAUGAACCUCAUUCUGAUGUCAUACAGAAGUUCUUUCGGGUUCUAGCCAUCUGUCACACAGCCAUUCCUGAUGGAAAUAAAGAAUCAGGAGACAUUUCUUACGAGGCUGAGUCACCAGAUGAAGCAGCAUUUGUCAUUGCUGCGAAGGAGCUUGGCUUUGAGUUUUUUGACAGGACGCAGACAAGCAUACACUUGCAUGAGCUGGACUAUAAGAGUGGACAAAAGGUUGACAGAGUGUACGAGCUACUUCAAGUCUUAGAGUUCAGUAGUUCCCGUAAAAGAAUGUCAGUGAUCGUAAGAAACAUGGAAAAUCAGUUUUUGCUCCUUUGCAAGGGUGCUGACAGUGUAAUGUUUGAAAGGCUUGCGGAAAAUGGGAGAGAGUUUGAGGCUCAAACCAAGGAUCAUAUUAAUAAGUAUGCUGAAGCGGGUCUGAGAACCUUGGUAAUUGCAUUUCGUGAGCUUGAUAAAGAAGUAUAUAAAAAUUGGGAAGAAAAGUUUAAGAAGGCCAAAACUUCUGUCUCUGAAGAUCGCAAUGUAAUGGUUGAUGCGGCUGCUGAUGAGAUUGAAAGAGAUUUGAUUCUUCUUGGAGCCACAGCUGUUGAGGACAAACUGCAAAAGGGGGUUCCUGAAUGUAUUAACAAGCUCCACCAGGCUGGAAUUAAGAUAUGGGUAUUAACAGGUGAUAAGAUGGAGACAGCAAUUAACAUAGGGUAUGCAUGUAGUUUACUAAGACAGGAUAUGAAGCAAAUUGUGAUCACUCUUGAUUCACCAGAUAUUGUUGCAAUAGAGAAACAAGGGAAUAAAGAGGCCGUGGCAAAGGCUUCUAUGGACUGCAUAAGGAAACAAAUUACAGAUGGAAUUUUACAAAUUCAUUCUACUAGAGAUAGUUGUGACUCUGUUGCAUUUGGUUUAAUAAUUGAUGGAAGGUCCUUGGAAUAUUCACUCAACAAGAAUGUUGAAAAGUCAUUUUUUGAACUUGCUAUCAAUUGUGCUUCGGUCAUAUGCUGUCGCUCUACGCCCAAGCAGAAAGCUCUUGUUACAAGACUGGUAAAAAUGGAAACAGGUAAAACAACACUAUCAGUUGGUGAUGGGGCCAAUGAUGUUGGUAUGCUUCAAGAGGCUGAUAUUGGUGUUGGCAUAAGUGGCGUUGAAGGAAUGCAGGCAGUGAUGGCAAGUGAUUUUUCAAUAGCUCAGUUCCGGUUUUUGGAGCGUCUUUUGCUGGUACACGGGCAUUGGUGCUAUAGGCGCAUAUCUAUGAUGAUAUGCUACUUCUUCUACAAGAACAUAACAUUCGGAUUUACUCUUUUUUGGUUUGAGGCCUAUGCUUCAUUCUCUGGUCAAUCGGCUUACAAUGAUUGGUACAUGUCAUUUUACAACGUAUUCUUCACUUCACUUCCUGUAAUUGCUCUUGGUGUUUUUGACCAGGAUGUUUCUGCAAGACUCUGCCUAAAGUACCCAAUUUUAUAUCAAGAGGGAAUACAGAACAUCCUCUUCAGCUGGCCACGGAUAAUUGGCUGGAUGGUCAACGGAGUUGUCAGCUCUAUAAUCAUCUUCUUCUUCACCACCAACUCUACCAUUUAUCAGGCUUUUCGAAAAGAUGGUCAGGUUGUUGACUUCGAAGUCCUUGGAGUCACAAUGUAUACAUGCGUAGUGUGGGCCGUGAAUUGUCAGAUGGCACUUGCUAUAAACUACUUCACUUGGAUCCAGCACUUCUUCAUCUGGGGAAGCAUUGCCUUUUGGUAUGUGUUCUUAGUAAUAUACGGCUCUCUCCCACCGAUUGUGUCAACAACAUCAUACAAGGUUCUUGUUGAAGCAUGCGCUCCUAGUGCCCUGUACUGGCUAGUUACCCUUUUCGUAGUGAUUUGCACUCUGCUACCUUACUUUUCAUUCAGGGCUUUUCAGGCGAGGUUUCAACCAAUGUACCACGACAUGAUACAACAGAGAGUAUUCGAAUCCCCCCAGACAGAGAAUCUGGAUGACUUGUCACUACCAGUGAGGGGCAAGGUACAGCAUCUAAAGGGAAAAAUGAAACAGAGGGAGUCAUGAAUUAGAAGGUUUUCUUGUCUUUUGUUUUUCUGUAUAUGUUUUCAAAAGUCAUAUGAAGUGUAGUUUGGAGAUAUGAUCUUGUAUACAGAACAACUCCUUUCUUAGAUAGCCAUGUAAAAAGUUCAUGCAUAUAUACGAGAGAAACAAAAAGCAAACUGCAUUUUGUUCGUGCUUUCGCCUGUA
Messenger RNA from Humulus lupulus (European hop), 4482 nucleotides. Its product is annotated as probable phospholipid-transporting ATPase 8. Gene Ontology annotation, cellular component: plasma membrane. NCBI's taxonomy places the organism in Eukaryota, Viridiplantae, Streptophyta, Magnoliopsida, Rosales, Cannabaceae. Gene Ontology annotation, biological process: phospholipid translocation. Gene Ontology annotation, molecular function: ATP hydrolysis activity; ATPase-coupled intramembrane lipid carrier activity; ATP binding. The record is from RefSeq and is a predicted model, not a curated record. The transcript has 11 exons. The coding region runs from base 730 to 4299 and encodes 1189 amino acids.